AUGCAUUCAAAUCACUUGCUUUUGGAGGAGCCUAUAAGGAUGGCUUCAAUCCUGGAGCCUUCAAAAUCUACUUUCUUUCCAGCAAUGACAAAGAUUGUAGGCACACUAGGUCCAAAAUCUCGAUCUGUUGAGGUUAUUUCUGGCUGCCUCAAGGCUGGAAUGUCUGUGGCUAGGUUUGAUUUUUCAUGGGGUGAUCCGGAGUAUCACCAGCAGACUUUGGAGAACUUGAAGGCUGCUGUCAAGACCACUAAGAAGCUCUGUGCUGUUAUGCUCGACACGGUGGGACCUGAGUUGCAGGUUGUUAAUAAAAGCGGCAACCCCAUUUCACUCCAGGCAGAUGGUUUUGUUAUUCUGACACCAGAUCAAGAACAGGAAGCUUCUUCUGAAGUUCUCCCCAUCAAUUUUGAUGGACUAUCUGAGUCAGUGAAGCCAGGAGACACCAUUUUUGUUGGUCAAUACUUGUUUACUGGAAGUGAAACUACUUCUGUGUGGCUGGAGGUUUCUGAGGUGAAGGGCAAUGAUGUGGUCUGCAUCACAAAAAACUCGGCAACUUUGGCUGGGUCUUUAUUCACUUUGCAUGCCUCCCAAAUUCGUAUUGAACUUCCUACUCUUUCAGAUAAAGACAAGGAGGUUAUAAGUGCUUGGGGAGUUCAAAAUAAAAUUGACUUCCUCUCAUUGUCAUAUACCCGGCAUGCAGAAGACGUACGCCAUGCCCGUGAGUACCUAUCUAAGCUGGGUGAUCUGUAUCAAACUCAAAUUUUUGCCAAGAUUGAGAAUAUAGAGGGGUUAACCCAUUUUGAUGAGAUUUUACGAGAAGCUGAUGGCAUUAUCCUUUCCAGAGGGAAUUUGGGCAUAGAUCUCCCACCAGAGAAGGUGUUCUUAUUUCAGAAGGCUGCCCUUUACAAGUGUAACAUGGCUGGCAAGCCUGCAGUGGUUACUCGUGUUGUGGAUAGUAUGACAGACAACUUGAGACCAACUCGUGCAGAAGCAACUGAUGUUGCUAAUGCUGUGUUGGAUGGAAGUGAUGCGAUUCUUCUUGGUGCUGAGACUCUUCGAGGGCUGUACCCUGUAGAAACCAUUUCCAUUGUUGGUAGAAUUUGUGCUGAGGCAGAGAAGGUUUUCAAUCAGGACUUGUAUUUCAAGAAAACUGUCAAAUAUGUUGGAGAGCCAAUGACCCACCUUGAAUCCAUUGCUUCAUCUGCGGUACGAGCAGCCAUUAAGGUGAAGGCUUCUGUCAUUAUAUGCUUCACUUCUUCAGGAAGGGCUGCAAGAUUGAUUGCCAAGUAUAGGCCAACAAUGCCUGUUCUCUCUGUUGUCAUCCCUCGACUUAAGACAAAUCAAUUGAAAUGGAGCUUUAGUGGGGCUUUUGAGGCGAGGCAAUCGCUCAUUGUCAGAGGUCUCUUUCCUAUGCUUGCUGAUCCACGACAUCCUGCGGAAUCUACAAGUGCUACAAAUGAGUCCAUUCUAAAGGUUGCUCUUGAUCACGGAAAAGCUUCUGGAGUAAUAAAGUCGCAUGACAGGGUAGUUGUUUGCCAGAAAGUUGGGGAUGCAUCUGUGGUCAAGAUUAUUGAGCUUGAGGAUUAA
Messenger RNA from Dovyalis caffra, 1584 nucleotides. The record is from the annotation of a GenBank genome assembly. NCBI's taxonomy places the organism in Eukaryota, Viridiplantae, Streptophyta, Magnoliopsida, Malpighiales, Salicaceae.